AUGAUCAACAACCUGCACAAGAAUCUCUCAAUCUCUGUUACCGCGAAGUUCCGUGUGUUCCCAACUGUUGAAAAGACAGCCGAACACGUGAAGAUACUCGAGAGCGCGAGUGCCUGGAUUCUGACAUGCCAUGGUCGCACCCGCGAACAACGGGGUCACAAUACAGGUAUUGCUGGCUUGCACAAGAUCCGUGCAGUCAAGGAGGCCGUCUCUGUCCCAGUCACUGCUAACGGCAACAUCCUGUUCCACUCUGACAUCGAGGCCUGUCUCGCCACAACAAGCGCUGAUGCCGUCAUAUCCGUCGAGGGAAACCUCUACAACCCUGCUAUCUUCAUGUCUGCGCCUGCGUCAUCAUCAUCGCUCGCUGACUCUGUACUCCCACUGCCUGCACCUUCCUCAUACGCGCCUGCGCUCGAGUACCUGGCUACCGUGAAAUCACAGAAGACGCGGACGAAGGGCAGCGUGGUCAAGAGGCAUCUGUUCAAGCUACUUCGGCCCGCACUUGGUCGUGAGAUCGAAUUGUACGACUUUCUGGGACGAAUACAGAUCAAGCACCUCGGGGACAAUGAAGCAUGGGACCAAUACGAGGCUCUCAUCGAGGGGUUUGACGAGCAGCUGCAGCAGGAUGCCAGGGCCGCAGAAGGUCGCUCUGUCGAUGAGCUGAUCAUCUUGCAUGAGACGACGGGGCUCAAGGCGAUGCCACAUUGGGUCGCACAGCCAUUUUUCCGAGUGGUGCCCAAGGUUGCGGAGUAGGCGGAGAAGAGCAAGAAGGCAGAGUUCGUCGUCGCCGAAGGUUUCGAGCCUCAGUGUGCCCCAGGUACGCUCGAUUAAGGCUCCUCUUAUACUGCUGUACCCAGCUGUGCGUUGUUACGCAGAGCCAGCAAACAAUGAUAUAUAUACCGCCUACUGAGAGUACAGUAGGUGUAAACGUGCACCCUUUGAACGGACACCGGGGCCAGACGAGCUUUCGAAGCGUGUCAAGCUGGCACGGGAAGAUGCGGUUGAGUCGGUAGCCGUUGCGUCACAGACCAAGGACGCGGAGCAUCCUAGACUUUUAAUGGCGCGCCGGUCAUAACCCGUCUGCGACUUGCAUCAACGGCGACUGUAUGCAUCUACGUGGCUCGCAUAUACAUGCCCGUCAACAGGUCAAGAUGUAAAUUGCACAUUAUUCACAACGAUAUUCCAAUUAAUGCGAUAGGGCGAGAUAGUAUACGUGAAGCUCUCUGCUCGUGUCCAUAAUCCACCUAGUCGGAAGUAUCCAUUAAAUCCUUGUCCUUGACCUCUGGCUCCUUCGUGAUGCGUGCGAUAUUGAUUUUACGUUUGUCCUCGGUAGCCAAGUAAUCGCGGAUAUUAUAGUAAUGCGCGGAGUUCGAGUGCGCUAUGAUCCUGAGCGACUCACCACCGUCGGGACGCUUGCUCAAAUCCGCCUCCACCUUCACGUAAGUGUCGACCAAUCCCACCCUAAUGUCAGCUAG
This is a messenger RNA of Phanerochaete carnosa HHB-10118-sp, 1475 nucleotides long. RefSeq lists its product as uncharacterized. NCBI's taxonomy places the organism in Eukaryota, Fungi, Basidiomycota, Agaricomycetes, Polyporales, Phanerochaetaceae. The coding region runs from base 1 to 753 and encodes 250 amino acids. The transcript has 5 exons. Gene Ontology annotation, molecular function: tRNA dihydrouridine synthase activity. The record is from RefSeq and is a predicted model, not a curated record.